UCACCUCUUCGAAUCCCAUAAACUCAAAAGGAGAAAUCGAUCUCCGAAGGUCGCCCCAGAACUAGGUUUUGCUCACCAACCCCGUCAACAAUGGCUAUGGCUGUUUUCCGUCGCGAAGGGAGGCGUGUCCUCACUUCGGUGUCUCCUCGCCCAAUCGCCGCCGUCCGAUCCACCGCUCCAAUCUCGUCUCCUGAGAAUGAUGCGCCUCUGGGAGUUCGCUUUGCCUCUACCCAAGCGGUGCGGAACCGUAUGAAGAGUGUGAAGAACAUCCAGAAAAUCACAAAGGCAAUGAAGAUGGUUGCUGCUUCAAAGUUGAGAGCUGUUGAAAGUAGAGCUGUGAAUUCCCGUGGGCUUUGGCAGCCAUUUACCGCACUUCUUGGAGAUACUCCCAGCGUUGAUGUAAAGAAGAGUGUGAUCGUCACUAUCUCUUCUGACAAGGGUCUCUGUGGUGGGAUUAACUCCACUUCUGUUAAAGUGAGCAAGGGUCUUAAUAAGUUGUCUUCUGGUCCUGAGAAAGAAGCGAAAUAUGUCAUUGUGGGAGAGAAAGCAAAAGCUCAAUUGAUACGUGACUCCAAGCAGCACAUUGAGCUUUCCAUAACAGAUGUGCAGAAGAAUCCACUGAACUACACCCAGGUUUCUGUCCUGGCUGACGAGAUCCUGAAGAACGUGGAGUUUGAUGCUUUACGUAUUGUCUUCAACAAGUUCCACUCAGUGAUGUCGUUCCUACCAACCGUGUCCACUAUUUUGUCUCCCGAGAUGGUUGAGAGGGAGGCUGAAUCCGGGGGAAAGCUUGGGGAGCUCGAUUCAUAUGAGAUCGAAGGUGGUGAAACAAAGGGCGAGAUACUGCAAAAUUUGGCCGAGUUCCAGUUCUCAUGUGUAAUGUUCAACGCGGUGCUGGAGAAUGCAUGCAGUGAGAUGGGAGCCAGGAUGUCUGCCAUGGACAGCUCCAGCAGAAACGCUGGAGAUAUGCUUGACCGUCUCACCCUCACUUACAACAGGACUCGUCAGGCGUCUAUCACAACCGAGCUCAUCGAGAUUAUAUCAGGAGCAUCAGCACUUGAAGAAAAGCACUGAGAUCCCAAUCCCGACCUGUGCGCCUCUUGUUUGCUAAUUAAUCUCUCCCUGAUGAUGAAGAAGAGUUCAUUUCAACUUCCCUUGCCUGUUUCUUUGCCCAAGAGAUUCCGAUAAUUAAUAAUAACAGAGCCCCGUCUGCUAUUUUAAGCAGUGCGUGAAGAAUUGUUGGGAUUCACGUUUUGGUCGGCAAUCUCUGUUUCUCAUCUUCUCUUCGUGUUGUGUUCAACAUGGGACCAUAUACAUACAUACAUAUAUAUAUAUAUAUAUAUGUAUAUGCAUACUUUAAUGUCAAAUCUUUUCUCUUU
Molecule: messenger RNA, 1379 nt
Organism: Tarenaya hassleriana
Lineage: Eukaryota; Viridiplantae; Streptophyta; Magnoliopsida; Brassicales; Cleomaceae
Product: ATP synthase subunit gamma, mitochondrial
Exons: 9
Coding region: 91-1074 (327 amino acids)
Biological process (GO): proton motive force-driven ATP synthesis
Molecular function (GO): proton-transporting ATP synthase activity, rotational mechanism
Source: RefSeq, a predicted model, not a curated record